CAAACGUGGAACGUGAAAAGUUGUACUACUGGCUGGUUCGAUGAUGUGAUUUGAAAAACAAGAUGGCGGCGUGGGUGUGGUUGGCGGCACUGUUCUGCGGAAGUCAGGCUGCCGUGCUGCCGCCGCCGUGGGCCGACGUGCGCCGGAACCCUUGCGCCUCGCACCCUCGAGGCUGGCUGAUGCUGUACUGGCCCUCCGACGGGAAAUGCUAUACUAUUUAUAAGAAAGGCCACCCGUGCCCCGAGACGCAGGAGCUGUCUCCCGGCCGCUGGGGGGGUCGCACAGUGGCGGAGUGCAAGUGCCCCCCCGGCACGGCCCAGCUGCCCCGCACCACCACAUGCCACAAACUGUUCGAGCGGGGCCCCUGCCGCCACGGCGAAUACUUCGCCCCCGUUGAGGAGUCAUUUAAUAUGCGCGGGGAGCGUCAGGGCAUGUGCGUGCGGCCUCAGUCCUGCGCGGACGAGACGCUCCUCUACUGGCCGCCGGACGGCCGCUGCUACUACCGGCUGACGCAGGGGCCCUGCUACCCCGGCGCCAUAUUGGACGUGGGACGAGACGGACUUGCGAACUGCACGUGUUCAGAGUCGAGUGCCCACUACUGGGCCCCGGACGGCGGUUGCUACGCCCACUACACGCGGGGGCCCUGCGACCGCGGGGCCCUGUUCCUGCCGGGGGCCCGCUGCGGCUGCGAGAUACACCUGCCGCAUUAUCACAACGAAACCAAUGGAUGUUACGAAUUAGACACCCUAGGGCCGUGCCCCAAAGGCCACGUGUUCUCAGGGGCGGAUACCGGCGGGGGCACCUGCCGUUGCAAGCCGUUCCACGCGCGCGCCGCGGACGGGGCCUGCUACAGGCUGUACACGCAGGGCCCCUGUGGCCCCGGCGAGAUGCUCGCGCGUGGUGGCCGGUGUACUAAGGUACCGUGCGGUCGCGGUCGUCUGUACGUGCCGUCGCGGCGGCGGUGCUACCGGCCCGGCGCGGCGGAGCCCUGCCCCGCCGGCGCGGUGCUCGCCUUCGACCUGGACGCGCGCCCCGCCCUGGACGGCCUCAGUCACAACGGUGUCUGCGCGUGUGGCACGAAGAGAUGUGAUAGCGACCCGGAUGUCACAUGCGCAUCACGGAGCGUGUCAGUGGCAUAUCAAGGCUCAUGCCACUACCUGCGGGCGCGGGGCCCCUGCGGUGCGGGGGCCUGGCUCACUCGCGCCGGGGGCACCGUCAAGUGCCGCUGCCGUGAUGACAGUUGUACCGAUCCCGAGCCGAUCACGAACAGAACUAUAGUGCCUAGUUGA
This is a messenger RNA of Aricia agestis (brown argus), 1289 nucleotides long. RefSeq lists its product as uncharacterized. The record is from RefSeq and is a predicted model, not a curated record. The transcript has 7 exons. Lineage: Eukaryota; Metazoa; Arthropoda; Insecta; Lepidoptera; Lycaenidae. The coding region runs from base 63 to 1289 and encodes 408 amino acids.